CGUUUCACUAUGAACACCAAGCUGAAACUAAUUGCAUCGUUGAUUAACUUCCUCGUCAUCGCUGUGGCAGAUACACUGACUCCUGAUCUUCAAAUGUACUGGGAAAACAGCAUGGUACAGCCGUACUUCGAGAACACCACCAAGCGGGAGCUGACGGCAAUUGCGGGACAAACGUGUCAGCUUCACUGUCGGGUCAAAAGUUUGGGAGACCGAGCGGUAUCCUGGAUACGGAAACGAGAUCUACAUAUCCUGACCGUCGGGAUACUGACGUACACCAACGACCAGCGCUUCCAGUCGCUGCACACGGACGGCAGCGACGAGUGGACGUUACGCAUCACGUCACCGCAGGCACGGGACUCCGGUGUCUACGAGUGUCAAGUUUCGACUGAGCCGAAAAUUAGCCAGGCAUUCCGGCUGAACGUAGUUGUAUCAAAGGCCAAGAUUCUCGGAAACACCGAGCUGUUCGUUAAGAGUGGCAGUGACAUUAAUUUGACCUGCGUAGCGCUGCAGUCACCACAGCCACCUUCCUUCAUCUAUUGGUACAAGGGCGGCCGGGUGAUCAAUUAUUCACAACGGGGCGGCAUCAGCGUACUGACCGAGCAGCAAACCCGGACCAGCCGGCUGGUCAUAGCGCGUGCAUCACCUUCGGACUCCGGCAACUACACUUGCUCGCCGAGCAAUUCCGACUCCGCUAGUGUGGUGGUCCACGUAAUCAAAGGUGAACAUCCGGCUGCUAUGCAACAUGGCGUGAACGAAGCCGAUUACAUACACAAAUCACAAUCCGUAAGGAAAACAAAGGAAUCCUUCCAGCACUCGGGGAAAACUCCCGUCGUCAAUGAUAUAUCGAAAACCUUAGCUAAGGGCAAUGCAAGAGUAUUUAAACAGCGUUUCAAGACUAUGGAAGGAAUGCCAUCUGGGCUGCAUCCCGUUGAGGAUUUCAAGUGUUUCCCAGCAGAGAUCACCACAUCGCUAGUUACGUUGUACGGGAAACUGGAAACGGUUAAGCGAGUAAUGUUACUUGUGGCUGCCACAAUGUCAUGA
Molecule: messenger RNA, 1041 nt
Organism: Sabethes cyaneus
Lineage: Eukaryota; Metazoa; Arthropoda; Insecta; Diptera; Culicidae
Exons: 6
Coding region: 10-1041 (343 amino acids)
Biological process (GO): synapse organization
Cellular component (GO): neuron projection membrane
Source: RefSeq, a predicted model, not a curated record